Vanderwaltozyma polyspora DSM 70294 is the source of this 1944-nucleotide messenger RNA. It is a transcript of the gene NOG1, whose product is annotated as putative GTPase NOG1. Lineage: Eukaryota; Fungi; Ascomycota; Saccharomycetes; Saccharomycetales; Saccharomycetaceae. Gene Ontology annotation, cellular component: nucleolus. The record is from RefSeq and is a predicted model, not a curated record. Bases 1 to 1944 code for a protein of 647 amino acids. Gene Ontology annotation, molecular function: GTP binding; GTPase activity; RNA binding. Gene Ontology annotation, biological process: ribosomal large subunit biogenesis. The transcript has a single exon.
AUGCAAUUAUCCUGGAAAGAUAUUCCUACCGUUGCGCCUUCUAAUGAUAUGUUGGAUAUUGUGUUGAAUAGAACACAAAGAAAAACUCCAACUGUCAUUAGACCAGGUUUCAAUAUUACAAGAAUUAGAGCCUUUUAUAUGCGUAAAGUUAAAUUUACUGCUGAAGGUUUCAUUGAAAAAUUUGAUGAUAUAGUCAAAGGUUUUCCAAAUGUUAACGACCUACAUCCUUUCCAUAGAGAUUUGAUGGAUACUUUAUAUGAAAAGAACCAUUAUAAAAUUUCCUUGGCUGCUAUUUCCCGUGCAAAGACUUUAAUAGAACAAGUAUCGAGAGAUUAUAACAGAUUGUUGAAGUUUGGUCAAUCUCUUUUCCAAUGUAAACAAUUGAAAAGAGCUGCUUUAGGUAGAAUGGCUACUAUCGUUAAAAAGUUAAAGGAUCCUUUAUCUUAUUUAGAACAAGUUCGUCAACAUUUAGGUAGAUUGCCAUCUAUCGAUCCAAACACAAGAACUUUGUUGAUCUGUGGUUAUCCAAAUGUGGGUAAGUCUUCUUUCUUAAGAUGUAUCACUAAGGCUGACGUAGAAGUACAACCUUAUGCAUUCACAACUAAAUCUUUAUACGUUGGUCAUUUUGAUUACAAAUAUUUGAGAUUUCAAGCUAUUGAUACCCCAGGUAUUUUAGAUAGACCAACAGAAGAAAUGAACAACAUUGAAAUGCAAUCUAUUUAUGCAAUUGCUCACUUGCGUUCAUGUGUCUUAUAUUUCAUGGAUCUUUCCGAACAGUGUGGUUUCACUGUCGAAGCCCAAGUUAAAUUAUUCCAUUCUAUCAAACCAUUGUUUGCCAACAAAUCUGUUUUGGUAGUUAUUAACAAAUGUGAUAUUAUCAGACCAGAAGAUUUGGAUGAAGAACGUCAAUCUUUAUUAAACUCUGUUAAGGAAUUACCAGGUGUCGAAAUCAUGACUACUUCCUGUCAAUUGGAAGAAAAUGUUAUGGAUGUUAGAAACAAAGCUUGUGAAAAAUUACUCGCUUCAAGAAUUGAAAACAAAUUGAAAUCCCAAAACAGAAUCAACAAUGUUUUGAACAAGAUCCAUGUCUCCAAACCAGGCGCUAGAGAUGACAUCGAAAGAAAGCCAUAUAUUCCAGAAAGUUUCAAGAAUAUGAAGAAAUACGAUGAAAACGAUCCAGAAAGAAGACAAUUGGCCAGAGAUAUCGAAUCAGAGAACGGUGGUGCUGGUGUAUUCAACAUUAACUUGAAAGACAAGUAUCUAUUGGAAGAUGAUGAAUGGAAGAACGAUGUUAUGCCUGAAAUUUUGGAUGGUAAGAAUGUUUACGAUUUCCUUGACCCAGAAAUUGCUGCAAAGUUGCAAGCAUUAGAAGAAGAAGAAGAAAGAUUGGAAGCUGAAGGUUUCUAUAAUUCUGAUGACGAUGAAGAAGUUUAUGAAGGUUUCGAUGGUGACGAAGUUUCUGAUAUCAAGGACAAAGCUAAAUGGAUUAGAGACAAACAAAAGAUGAUGAUUGCUGAAGCAAGAAACAGAAAAUCAUUAAAGAAUAAGGCUAUAAUGCCUCGUUCUAAGAUGGCCAAAUCAUUUGGUGAUAUGGAAAAACAUAUGGCUAAAUUAGGUCACGAUAUGAGUAUCUUGGAAGAUAAACAAAGAGUUGCCAUGGAAAGCAACAGAAGAGAAAGAGGUGGUAUGGACAUUGUAUUUGGUGAUAAUGAAAGUUUAUCCAACGCUUCUGCUAAUGGUGGUAAGCUAAGACAAACUGAUAGAUUGGUUGAUGGUGUUGCUGACGGUGAAAUGAGAAGUAAAGCUGACAGAAUGGCCAAAUUACAAAGAAGAGAAAGAAAUAGAAUGGCCAGAGCUGGUGAAGCUGAUAGACAUGCCACCGCUUCAUUACCUAAGCAUUUAUUCAGUGGUAAGCGUGGUAACGGUAAGACUGAUUUCCGUUAA